This is a messenger RNA of Manis javanica (Malayan pangolin), 3415 nucleotides long. RefSeq names its product G protein subunit alpha transducin 1 (gene GNAT1). Gene Ontology annotation, biological process: phototransduction, visible light; adenylate cyclase-modulating G protein-coupled receptor signaling pathway; detection of light stimulus involved in visual perception. The record is from RefSeq and is a predicted model, not a curated record. Lineage: Eukaryota; Metazoa; Chordata; Mammalia; Pholidota; Manidae. Gene Ontology annotation, cellular component: heterotrimeric G-protein complex; cytoplasm. Gene Ontology annotation, molecular function: G protein-coupled receptor binding; GTPase activity; G-protein beta/gamma-subunit complex binding.
CCUUCUCCUACCCCUUCUGAGCCUAGACCCCGCCAAACAAGUCCCCCUGCCCUGGGGCAGGGGCUAGACUGUCUCCAGUCUCUCUUGGAGGGUAAGGCGGGGUAGGAGGUGAUGCAGAGUCAGCAGCUGGGGGAUUGGGGCCACACCAGUCCGAUUAGAAGGGCUGGGGGCUGAGCUGGAUACACCUGUCCUUGUCUCUGAUUGGCUCUUGGGAACCCCCAGCCCCUAAAUCCCACUAAGCAGCCCCACCAGGGUGUGCGCAGAGCCAGUUGGUUGCCAGCCCUGGGGCCAGAAGCGUGUCAGGCAGACUAGAUGCUGGCCUGAGCCUGGCUCUGGGGACCCCGUCCACCCAGGAGAGCCAGCUGACCACCAGCUCCUUCCCCGGCUGCUAGCACCAUGGGGGCUGGGGCCAGUGCUGAGGAGAAGCACUCAAGAGAGCUGGAAAAGAAGCUGCGAGAAGAUGCUGAGAAAGACGCCCGAACGGUGAAACUGCUGCUUCUGGGUAGGGCGGGCUGGUAGGCACCUCCACGGGCCAGAAGCCAGGGUGACCUGGGACACAAAAUGAGCCUGUGACAGGCAGGGAAUAGAGUGGGAGCCCUGGCAGGCCAGGCCAAGCCCGGCAGCAGUGCCUGGGCUCCCCAAGGCCGGGUGUUCCACGGAGCUCCCAGAAGCCCCCCCUCCGGAGAAGUGUGUGCCCACCACACUUUGUACAGGUGUGAGUGCAGGGCACACUGUCUGGGCUCCCUCAAGCCCAGGCCUUUGGCUUGGUGGGCCUGCUAGGCAGGGAACCCCACAAUAGGGCUGCUCCCUGGGAAGGAGAAGCCACGGUCCUCCUGGGAGUGCGCAGCCACUACUACCCCUGAUCUUUGACAACAGCCCUCAGGUCCCAGGGCUUUGUUGAUGACAGGUCUGCAAACCAGCUACAGGGGGUGCGGGGGUAGAAGAGCCAGCAGGGAGUCAUGCCACAUCCAUGUCCCAUGGGCAGUGGCAGGAACCGGGCCGAGCCCUGGACGCACUGCCUCCCCUCAAGGGGAAGAAGGCUCUCCGGGGUCCAGUCGGGCAGCUGAAUGUGGGCAAAGGGACCAAGCCAGAGAACCCCCAGAAGACAGAAGACAGAGGUUAAGCCAGACAUCCCAUUAACUGUGCCCAAGGCCCUCUUGCAAACAGGCUGAGAGGGGCGUCAGCUCUAUCCUCUCUCCUACCCAGAGGCGCUCAUUCCCUCUGAGCUGCUUGGAGACGUUCCCCUUGCAACGCAGGUGAAACGCAGGGGUUGACCCGGCGCGAACGCCUGCUGCGUGCGCUACCGGAACUCCCACAAGGUGGCGCCCCAGAUAGUCUUUAUUUUGGUCUCCGCCUAUGCAGCCGACGCUCUGGCGGGAGGCGCCCCCGCGCCGCGGGGGUCGCUGACUGCCCCGCCGGCCCUUUUCUGUCACUCCCGCCAGAGCGUCCGGGCCUUACUUUGGAAGCGGGGUGAAUGGAAGGAUGGGACCCGGGUGUGGGCUGGUGCCCGGGCGGCCCCGGCGGCCUUGCGGGCCGGCCGCGCGGGGGCAGGUGCGGGGACGGGGCACGCGCGGGGCGGGCGGCGCCGCUCUGAGGGGGCUUCCUUCCAGGCGCCGGCGAGUCCGGGAAGAGCACCAUUGUCAAGCAGAUGAAGUGAGUGCCCCCGCCGCCCGGGGCCCCCGGGGGUGGGCAGCGCGCGCGCGGCCCCGUCCUUGCCCACCUGCCCGCGAGGCGCUCACCCCGCUCGCCCGGCCGCAGGAUCAUCCACCAGGACGGGUACUCGCUGGAAGAGUGCCUGGAGUUCAUCGCCAUCAUCUACGGCAACACGCUGCAGUCCAUCCUGGCCAUCGUGCGCGCCAUGACCACUCUCAACAUCCAGUACGGGGACUCGGCGCGCCAGGUGCGCGGGGGGCCGGUGUGUUCGCGGCCGCGGGCCGGCCCUGCACGGCCGUGGCCAACCACCGCUCCCAACCCCCAGGACGACGCGCGGAAGCUGCUGCACAUGGCGGACACCAUCGAGGAGGGCACGAUGCCCAAGGAGAUGUCGGACAUCAUCCAGCGGCUGUGGACGGACUCGGGCAUCCAGGCCUGCUUCGACCGCGCCUCCGAGUACCAGCUCAACGACUCGGCCGGCUAGUGCGCGCGCGCGGGCGGCCGGGGCGCGGCGGGGGCGGGCGCGGCCCCCUGCCCCGCGCCCACACGCCGGCCUCCCGCAGCUACCUGUCGGACCUGGAGCGCCUGGUGACCCCCGGCUACGUGCCCACGGAGCAGGACGUGCUGCGCUCGCGCGUCAAGACCACCGGCAUCAUCGAGACGCAGUUCUCCUUCAAGGACCUCAACUUCCGGAUGUUCGACGUGGGCGGGCAGCGCUCCGAGCGCAAGAAGUGGAUCCACUGCUUCGAGGGCGUGACCUGCAUCAUCUUCAUCGCGGCGCUGAGCGCCUACGACAUGGUCCUCGUGGAGGAUGACGAAGUGAACCGCAUGCACGAGAGCCUGCACCUGUUCAACAGCAUCUGCAACCACCGCUACUUCGCCACCACGUCCAUAGUGCUCUUCCUGAACAAGAAGGACGUCUUCUUCGAGAAGAUUAAAAAGGCGCACCUCAGCAUCUGCUUUCCGGACUACGACGGGCCCAACACGUAUGAGGACGCGGGCAACUACAUCAAGGUGCAGUUCCUGGAGCUCAACAUGCGCCGCGACGUGAAGGAGAUCUACUCCCACAUGACGUGCGCCACCGACACGCAGAACGUCAAGUUUGUCUUCGACGCUGUCACCGACAUCAUCAUCAAGGAGAACCUCAAAGACUGCGGCCUCUUCUGAGGCGGCCGCCACACCCCUUGGUCUCAGUCCCCCGCGUGCUCCCCAGCACCCUCAGACCUCUCUGCGGCGCCCCUGCCCCCUCAUCCACCCCAGCUCCGCGUCUGCGCUGCUGGCCCUGCUCCCCGCCAGGCCCCUCCACAGCCCCUCCUCACCCAUUAAUUCUCUGGACCCCAACUCCCAGGCCUCACUGCUUCUAAGUCCACCUCCACAAUGUCUCUCAGCUGAAGCCCAGUUAUUCUGGGGCUCAGGGAUGUUGAUUCGGUUCCUUUUUCUAUUCACAGGCACCUGUGCUCAUGCGGGCCCCUGAGGGCCUGUAACCCUAGCCACCUUCUAUCCCAGCCCACAGAGCCCCAUCACCCCCAAGACCCCUGGGCCCCACCAGCCACAAAGCCCUGAGCCCUGCUCCCUUGAGGCCCUGGCCCUGCCCCAGCCUCAGCCCUGCGUGGCUGCGCUGGCCUCCAGGACCCACCACAGCCAGCCCCAGCCGGGAGCGGCAGGCCUUGGGGCAGCUGGGGCUCACAGUGACUCAGCAGGCCCCAGCUGGCUGGUUCCCAGCAGCUCUCCUGCCCCAGGGGGCCUGUCACUCACCCGGUGG